Racocetra fulgida is the source of this 180-nucleotide messenger RNA. NCBI's taxonomy places the organism in Eukaryota, Fungi, Glomeromycota, Glomeromycetes, Diversisporales, Gigasporaceae. The record is from the annotation of a GenBank genome assembly.
AUGAAAAAUUCUUUUUCUUCAAUCCGACAACAGCGUAAUGAAUCUUCUGAGCAAACAGAAUUUGAUAAAUACCUCAAUAUUCCUGAGAUAGACCAAAUAGAGGAAAAUGAUCCAUUAAAUGAUGCAAAAAUAUUUAAACAAGGCUAUAACGAAAUAGUUAAGUAUGUACCAACUAAUUGA